AUGCCGCGUCUGAAGAAGUUCAUUGAAGCUAUGAUUCAAUUUGGUUUGACCAUUGAGGUCUUCGUUAAUGCGAACGACUUCGUUUGUUUUAUAUGGGGUCCAAUGAAGUUCCUGCUCGUCACCGCAAAGAAUCACCUUGACACUUUCGAUAAGCUGCUGGAUAUUUUCGAGCAACAUCCGACACUGAAAUUGGUUCUCCAAGAUUAUUAUUCGGACAUCUUGGAGUUCCACCAGGCGGCUCUCAGUGUUCUCAUCCGGCCUAGGAUGUUUCUCUACGCUAGAGUUGUCCUGGAAUAUCUCUACCGCCAGGUGAGCCUGGGAAAGCUGAAGAAGGCGAUCAGGCCCGACGUUUUCCCGGAGAAACUUGAAAAUGCAUACGAAAGAAUUGUCACCAGCAUCUUCGAGUCAGAACAUGAAUCCGAGAGGGAGGCUGCCAAAAAGACCAUUGCCCUCGUUGUUACCGCAAAACGAGACCUAAAAUGGCGAGAGAUUCAGUCAUUUUUCUGCAUUGACAGCGACGAGUGGAUCUUAGACUCCGAAGAGCGGUUGCAACUCACCGCCAAAGAACUUUGCGUUAAUAGCCUCCCAAGCGACGACACGGAACGAACGACGCUUCUAGACAUUGAGCAACGGACGUCCUGGAUUCGACAAAACAUUGAGAGCUUGAAUGAUCUCACAUUUGCGGAACAUGUGAUUUUAGAUGACCUCUAUGGCACUAUCCCAGUCUACAAGUGCCCCAAGCCCGUUUGCUCAAUGUUUUCCGAAGGUUUCGACACAACUCAUAAGAGAGCGCAACAUAUCAAUCGCCAUGACAGACGAUUUCUCUGCAAUUUUCAGUUCUGCUUUGGACAGGCCUUCGGUUAUGAUUCACAAGUCGGCCUCAAGGACCAUGUAAAGGACUAUCACGAAAACCCACCAGUAUUCUUACAAUUUCCACAGAAGGAGAGACGCAGUCGGCCGGAGUAUGACAAAGACAAUCUUCUUCAAGUAAUGAGAUUUGAAGACAUUGACCGUGUUAUAGAACUGCUUGAUGGAGGUGCUGACAUAAACGCUGUAGAUGGAGGGAAGAACGACUACCACACUCCUUUAUGGAGAGCCGUGGAUCGUAAAAACUACAAAUUGUGCGAACUGCUAAUAGAUAGAGGCGCAAACCUUGGCAAGCCGGCUUCAUACCAGCCAAAGCAGACGAAGACCACCAAGGCACACGAAAUGCCUCCGUUUACACCGCUGGCUCAUGCCUGUGCGAAGGGAAAUAUCAAAAUAGCCGACUUGAUUCUCCAGGCAUAUGCUAAGUCGAUUACUUUUGCUGACUCCGGUAUCCGAAUCGCUCUGAUGAAAGCGGUCGUGCAAGGUCACUUGGAAAUUGUGCAACUACUCACGAGUUUCUACGACUUUUCUCAAGAGAAAGACAUCGAAAAUGGACCGGAUGAUCCAUUAGUAGAGGCUUGUGAGCGGCACAAUCCCUCCAUGGUGGAGUUUCUUUCCCAAAACGGCUUCAAGUUCAAACGUGACGUUGACUACGUUGCGAAAUGUUUGCCGUCUCCAAUGCGCUUCUUGAAAAAUGCAAUGGAACGAUGGCAUAGGGUUGAGUUAACGCUCAAAGUUCUGCUCAAGACUGCCAAGCCCACCAUCACAUCAUUUACCGGGAUUUGGAGAGCAAUAGAUUAUCAGCGACCCUCAAUCGCCCUCCUGCUGUUGUCUUACCCGGAGACGAAUCUGGCCGCCGAUGGCUUGAGCAUUUUGAGACACAAAGCAGAGCAACAAGGUUACAACGAUAUUGUCAAGCUCACAGACAGACUCCUUGCCUAA
This is a messenger RNA of Colletotrichum aenigma, 1809 nucleotides long. RefSeq names its product Ankyrin repeat domain-containing protein 17. The transcript has 7 exons. The record is from RefSeq and is a predicted model, not a curated record. Gene Ontology annotation, molecular function: protein binding. Lineage: Eukaryota; Fungi; Ascomycota; Sordariomycetes; Glomerellales; Glomerellaceae. Bases 1 to 1809 code for a protein of 602 amino acids.